Uloborus diversus is the source of this 2085-nucleotide messenger RNA. Its product is annotated as facilitated trehalose transporter Tret1-like. Gene Ontology annotation, cellular component: membrane. Bases 41 to 1435 code for a protein of 464 amino acids. Lineage: Eukaryota; Metazoa; Arthropoda; Arachnida; Araneae; Uloboridae. The record is from RefSeq and is a predicted model, not a curated record. Gene Ontology annotation, molecular function: sugar transmembrane transporter activity. The transcript is spliced from 3 exons. Gene Ontology annotation, biological process: carbohydrate transport; transmembrane transport.
AGAUUGCUAGCUGUCAUUACUGUAAAAUUUGGACCAGAGAAUGGGGUACAAAAAAUUGACAUUUGCUGCUUCUGCACCUCUUAUGAAUGCUGUUUCAGUUGGAAUAGCAAGCACAUAUUCUUCAACUGCUACAGAAGGUAUGAAAUCAAGUUAUCUGCAUCCAAAUGAUGACCAAGUGUCAUGGAUUGGUAGUUUGCUUCCCCUGAGUGCUAUUCUCGGAGGUAUUGUGGCAGGCUAUUUUUCUGACAAAAUUGGUAGGAAAGGUGUUAUGAUGGCACUAUCUGUACUUCAACUUGCUGGAUGGCUCCUUAUAACUUAUGCCACUUCUCUGGAAUAUGUGUAUGCUGGUCGAGCUCUGACGGGCAUUUGCUGUGGACUGAUUUGCGUUGUGACACCAAUGUACAUUGUCGAAAUCGCCAUACCAAAGCUUCGAGGUAACUUAGGAUGUAGGUUUCAACUGUACAUAUGUGGUGGGGUUAUAUUGAUGGCAUUACUCGGAAAAUUCUUUAGUUGGCGUUGGGUCGCUGCCGCUUCUGCAAUCUUUUCUGUUUUUGCUCCAUUUACUAUGCUGUUUUUACCAGAAUCUCCCCAAUGGCUGUUCAUGAAGGGAAAACAAGAGGAGGCUGUUAUGGCCAUGAGAUUCUUCUAUGGGAAGUCAUCAGAAGAGACUGCAAUACUCUUUCAUGAAGGUCAGACUAGUGAUUCAAAACAGAAGUUCACGAUGAAGGAUAUUAUUAAACCAGCAAUAUACAAGCCUGCUUUGCUAGCAAUCGCACUUUUGUUUUUCCAACAGUUUUCUGGAUCAAAUGCCAUACUUUACUACACCGUUAGCAUCUUCAAAGAAUCUAGCAGUUCAAUUGAUCCAACAAAUGCAAAUGCUUUUGUUGCAUUAUUUAUGUUCCUUUUUACGUUGCUCAGUACAUUUCUGAUGGACAAACUAGGUAGGAAAAUAUUGCUUUUUAUAUCUGUGUUAGUCAUGUGCAUUGUCUUGAACAUAUUCAGCACGUUUUUGUAUUUAAGUCGCAAUAACCCAGCUCUGAAAAGUUCGUACGGAUGGCUACCGCUAUUGUGUUUGAUUGUGUACAUUUCAGCAUUCUCUCUCGGCAUGGGUCCCAUUCCGUGGUUGAUGAUGUCAGAAAUGUCUCCUAAUUAUGCUCGUGGUGUCAUUUGUGGGCUGGGCACUGCUUGUUCGUGGACUUUUGUUUUUAUCAUUACUAAGACUUUUAUUUAUCUUGAAAAGUCAAUUCAGGCCUAUGGAGCUUAUUGGUUGUAUUCUUCAUUUUGUUUUCUGUGUUGCGUUUUUACGAUAUUUCUUUUGCCGGAAACGAAAGGGAAAACAAAUGAGGAAAUUCAACUUGGAUUUGCUGGUCCUGAAACUCCCAUGAGAAGGCUUGAAGAAGACAGAGAUGUUAGUAUUAACAAUUCUGAAAGCUGAGGGAAAAUUCCAGUUCUUCCGAACCUUCACAUUGUGUAUCAUUAAGAAUCUUCAUUGCGUAGUUGAAACUUAGUUUUACUCAAGCUUUUAUCUCAAGAACAUAAGUUAGAAUUUUGUAUAAAGUAAACCUGAGACUAUGGAGAAUUAGAAAAAUAUCCGAACCAAAUCAUGGGCUAAGGAGUUCUUAAAACCUGAGGAUCACUUUUACUUUGAGGAUAAGGUGAAAUUGCAGGAUCUAAACAUUGUUAAGUUGUUAUAUCAUCAUUGUGGUUACAAUAUUUGAUUUUUUGAGAAGAAAUGUUAUUCCUUUCUUUAAAAGUCAAAUAAAACCACAAAGUAAAAUUCUAAAAUGAAUUGCAAAUGUUUAUUUUAAAGAAGAAAUGAGAUGUGCAGUUUCUGCAUAUUUCAAGGUAUACUUUUUAAAUAUGUUACUGUACUUAUUAUAUUCAAGUUCAAUAACAGCGUUGCCAUGCCACAGGGAAACCUGAAAAAACAGGGGAAAUCCAGGGAAUUUUGAAAAAAUCCUUAAAAACCUGGAAAAUAUAGAGAAUUUAAUUUUUUUCUUAUAUUGAAGUUUCAAAAAUCAAUGCUGAAACAUUAACUAUCAAAAAAUAAAUUCAAAUUUUGAAAAUAAUAAGAAGAAAAUAAGA